Molecule: messenger RNA, 662 nt
Organism: Agrilus planipennis (emerald ash borer)
Lineage: Eukaryota; Metazoa; Arthropoda; Insecta; Coleoptera; Buprestidae
Product: acylphosphatase-1-like
Exons: 1
Coding region: 90-455 (121 amino acids)
Molecular function (GO): acylphosphatase activity
Source: RefSeq, a predicted model, not a curated record
UAAAAUCAGAUCAGUCACAUUCAAACGGUGUCAGUGAUAAAGUGAGUGGCAUCGUCAAAGCACUGGAACACCAGGACAAAAUUGAUAAGAUGGCAGUGAAGCGAACACAGAACAAAUCGAUAACCGGAGAUUUGAAAUCCAGCCUGCAUCCGAAACUUGAAGAUGAUGAAACGUUACUAGCGGUCGACUUUGAAGUGUUCGGCAAAGUGCAAGGGGUCUUCUUCCGGAAACACACGAUGUUGGAAUGUAGAAAAUUGGGUGUCAAAGGCUGGGUCAUGAACACUCCUAAAGGUACCGUCAUUGGAGUGUUGGAAGGCGAAGAAGAAAAAAUUCAACGAAUGCUCUACUGGCUGCAGUUUAAAGGAAGUCCCAAGUCGAUCAUUGAGAAAACAAAAUUUUCGAACAAGAGAGAAAUUCCAAAAUUGACUUUCACAGAUUUCACCAUAAGAAAAUAAAAAACCAUUUAUCUAUUAUUAAAACAUCACAUUUUUAUACGUCCUUUUACAAAAAAUUUUACAAAGAAAAAAUAAAGCAGCAGUGUCAAAAUGUGAAUAAUUUUGAAAAAAACAAUUAUGAAAAUGGGAUUGAUUAUUUAUUUGAUGGAUGUGUAUGUGUUGGACGGUACCUAUUAUAAACUUCUUAAUAAAAAGACACUCUAAACA